Molecule: messenger RNA, 669 nt
Organism: Calliphora vicina (urban bluebottle blowfly)
Lineage: Eukaryota; Metazoa; Arthropoda; Insecta; Diptera; Calliphoridae
Gene: Dhfr
Product: dihydrofolate reductase
Exons: 2
Coding region: 78-641 (187 amino acids)
Biological process (GO): folic acid metabolic process; dihydrofolate metabolic process; tetrahydrofolate biosynthetic process
Cellular component (GO): mitochondrion
Molecular function (GO): NADP binding; dihydrofolate reductase activity
Source: RefSeq, a predicted model, not a curated record
ACAAAGAUAAAGAAAGGUGACAAAUAGAAUUUUAAUUCAUUAAUUUUAGCGUGAAGUGCUCUGCAAUCUUAAAUAAUAUGUUAAAGUUCAGUUUAAUUGUGGCUGUAUGUGAAAAUCUGGGCAUUGGUAUUAAAGGAGACUUGCCCUGGAAACUGAAAUCCGAACUUAAAUACUUUGGCACCACCACAAAACGUGUUAAGGAUGCCAGCAAACGUAAUGUGGCCAUAAUGGGUCGUAAAACCUAUUUUGGUAUACCGGAAUCAAAACGACCACUACCUCAACGUUUAAACAUAGUUUUAAGUACUACUUUAAAACCCUCCGACCUGCCCAGUGAUGUGCUAUUAUAUCCAAAUCUAGAGUCGGCGAUGAAAAUGUUGGAAGAGGAUGAAAAAUUAAAAAAAGAAAUUGAAACUGUUUGGAUUGUGGGUGGCAGUGGUGUUUAUGCUGAAGCCAUGGCUUCACCACGUUGCCAUCGUUUGUAUUUAACCAAAGUUUAUGCAGAAUUUGAAUGUGAUACAUUUUUCCCAAACAUUCCCCAAGACUUCAAAGAAGUCGAUUUGGACGAGGAGACUCCGCGUGGUGUGCAAGAAGAAAAUAAUAUUAAAUAUGAAUACAAGAUAUUGGAAAAACAAUCGGCUUAAAGCAAAAAUAUAUAAAAUGUAAUUAAAA